Messenger RNA from Drosophila obscura, 876 nucleotides. Its product is annotated as ADP-ribosylation factor-like protein 3. Gene Ontology annotation, molecular function: GTPase activity; GTP binding. Gene Ontology annotation, cellular component: cytoplasm; microtubule cytoskeleton. Gene Ontology annotation, biological process: protein folding. The coding region runs from base 1 to 852 and encodes 283 amino acids. The transcript is spliced from 3 exons. The record is from RefSeq and is a predicted model, not a curated record. NCBI's taxonomy places the organism in Eukaryota, Metazoa, Arthropoda, Insecta, Diptera, Drosophilidae.
AUGGGUGUGCUGUGUGCCAAGCUGCGCCGCUACUCCUACUCCUUCUGCUGCUGUGUUAGGGGCUUGCCGAUACCCGAAGAGUUCCAAGUGCUGCUUCUGGGACCCGCGGGCAGCGGCAAGACGGAGCUGGGCCACCGAGUGAGCGGACGAGAGCGCGACUGCGAUGAUAUGAGUCCCACCAACGGAGUGCGAUGCUACCGCAUGGAUUCGGCGGGUGUGCAGCGCGAGGAGUGCGCUGUGAGGCUGCAGCUUACGGAGGUCGGUGGCAAUGCAGAAAUGCAGCGCCUGUGGAAGCACUACUACGCGGCCAGUCAUGCACUGAUCUACUGUUUCGAUCUCGGUUCGGGCAUGGAGGAACUGGAGGACACGUUUGCGCUGCUGCGCAUGUGCCUCCAGGGCACGGCUCUGGACGGAAAGCCUGUGCUGCUGGUGGCCAAGCGACACCGCGAUGGAGUGCAGCUGUACGACGUGGAGCACACCUUUGGACUGGACCAGCUGGCACGCUCCUGCGGCUGCCCCCUGCACAUCUGCCACAUGGACGACGCCAGCAAUCUGGAGCACGGAAUCGUUUGGCUGUGCCGCCAGCUAGUGGCGCGGCGUCCCAUGCUCGAGAAGCGCGUCCGCUACGACGUUAACAUGCAGGUCUGGCACCGACGCAAGAAGUCACUCCUUUCCAGCAGCAAGCUGGCCCAAGUGCAUCGCGGCCGUUUCCGUCGCCCUCACAGAAAGCUCUGGCCCGCAGUCGAUGGGGCUAAUCAGGCAACGGCGCGUCCCAGUACGGCUCCGCCGACCGUUUUCUUGGUUCGCUUGCGACAAGAGGCAGCUCCAAAUACAGAGCAAGCGGCCCCUUAGGUUUCUGCCACGUGUCCGGAUCCC